Micromonas commoda is the source of this 3948-nucleotide messenger RNA. RefSeq lists its product with no specific name. The record is from RefSeq and is a predicted model, not a curated record. The transcript has a single exon. Gene Ontology annotation, molecular function: RNA binding; ATP binding. Bases 1 to 3948 code for a protein of 1315 amino acids. NCBI's taxonomy places the organism in Eukaryota, Viridiplantae, Chlorophyta, Mamiellophyceae, Mamiellales, Mamiellaceae. Gene Ontology annotation, cellular component: intracellular anatomical structure.
AUGGGCGCGUUUUCCAACGGGCGCCCUCAAUCAGCCGGGGGCACCGGCCAGCCGAGCUGGAGGGGCAGCAUCGAGAACAUGGCGUCGGCGCCCAAUCCGCUGAUGCAGGGAGGUGCUUUCCCCGGGGCUCCUCCGCGGGCCUCGCAGCUCCCACCCCCGCCCCCUGUAAGAGGAUACGGGGGAGGAGGAUACGGCGCUCUGGCGCAGGCAGGCAGGGCGUCCAGUGGCAUGGGAGGCAUGGGCAGUGGGCGCGGCGAAGGUUACUGGGGACCAAAACCCGGCGGCGGCGGCGGAUCUAUCGGAGGGCACGCAGGCGACAAGCGCAAGUACCCCGGUAGCGACGACGUCUGGAAGCCAAACGACACCGCGGGAAAGGUCGGCAAGCAGCCCAAGCUCCCAAAAAGUCCUUCCGAGAAGGCUCCGGCAAAGGUGGCGGGCGCCACCAAGGAUGGCUCGCCGUGGCAUCCCCCGCUCCGUCGCGUCACCGUCGCGCGAGCGGCUAUCGACGCCAUGCGCCACGCUUGCGACGCGGAGCUCCCGGAGGGUCUACUCGACGAGGCCGAGAUACAUAAGAUCUCCUCCGUGCCCGACCUGACCUACCUGGACGCGCCCGCCGAAGAGCAGGGAGGUGGGCUCAAGGCUGCGCCCGCGAGGGUCAUGUGGGCGCCCCCCCUGCCCAGGGAUGGGGGACCCCACGGCCAGGUGCGUCGAUCGCUCCCGGUGUUCCGAUACCGCCAGGCGCUCAUCGACGCGUUCCAAAACAAUCCGGUGACCAUCGUGGAAGGUGAAACCGGAAGCGGUAAGACGACGCAGGUGGCGCAGUACCUGCUGGAGCACGCCGCGGAGACUGGCCAGCCGGUGAACAUCAUCUGCACCCAGCCCCGGCGCAUCUCAGCCAUCGGCGUCGCCGACCGCGUCGCGGCGGAGAGAGGCGAGCGCGUGGGUCAAGGCGCGAUCGGAUACGCCAUUCGAGGCGAGUCGAGGAUCUGCGACAACACGCGCCUGCUCUUCUGCACCACCGGCGUGUUGCUCAGGAGGCUCGAGCGCGACCCUCAGCUCAAGGGCGUGACGCACGUUCUCGUCGAUGAGGUGCACGAGAGGACUGUCGAGGGAGACUUCUUGCUCAUGGCGCUCAAAGAAAUGCUACACAGGGGCGACGGCGACGCGGACGCCGGGUCGGACCGUUCCAAGAAGAGUAAAAAGUCCAAGAAGAGCAAGAAGAGCCGCCUGGGUCCCGACGGCGGCGACGACGGAUCCGACACGGACAGCGACUCUGGAAAGUCUGGCGACGAAAAGGACGCGACCGCCGCCCCGCCCAAGACCACCGUCAAGCUCGGGCUCAUGAGCGCGACGAUGGACGGUGACGUGCUCGCGAGGUACUUCGACGAUGCCCCGAGGGUAUCCUUCCCGGGCCGAGCCUUCCCGGUGGCGACGCUCCACCUUGAGGACGCCAUCGCGGUGACGAAGCACUGGGUCGACAGGCAGGCGGAGUGGGCGUACGGCUCUUUCGCGCACCAGCGCAAGGCGGGCAAGGCUGCGUCCAGGGACGAGUCCUUACGACCUCCGGCCGAGAAUGAGUGGUUCUCCAGGCUUUCCCGAUCGGCAAGAAACCAGACCCGCGCGAGAGCCGCGUGCCGGGCGCUGGCGCAGCUCGACACUGACGUGGUCAACAGGCAGCUCAUCGUCGAGCUGGUGCAGUGGUUUGUCGGUCAGGCGGGCGGAGAUGUGGAUAGGGCGCUCCAAAUUCUGCCUGGUUCCAGGGACGACAGGUGGGAUCCCGGCAUGGCGGACAAGGAUGAAGCGAGGGGCGACAUGGACACCGCCGCGAUUCUGGUCUUCCUCCCGGGCACGAAGGAGAUUGAUGACCUUCGUGAGGCUCUCGUGAACGUCGCCGGCAGGACGGCCGGUGGCAACUUCGUGCUCGAUCCCAACUGGAUCCUGCCAUUGCACGGGUCCCUCCCUCCCGACGACCAGAGGAAGGUAUUCGAACGUCCCCCGAGGGGUGUUAUGAAGGUUGUGUUGUCCACCAACGUCGCCGAGACUUCAAUCACGAUUGACGACGUGGUCUGCGUCAUCGACACCGGACGCGUGAAGGAGGAGAGAUACGACGCGGAGAGACUCAUGAGCUCCCUGGAUGACGUCGCCGUGUCCGCCGCGGCGGCCAAGCAGCGACGUGGUCGCGCUGGACGCGUCCGACCCGGUAUUGCUUUCCACCUCUUCACCUCUGACUCGCUCGAGCGAAUGAACAGGUACACAGACCCAGAGGUGCGGCGCGUGGGCCUGCAGCAGCUGGUUAUGCGGGUCAAGGCUCUCAACCUCGAAGGUAACGCCGAGGCGGUGUGCUCCAGGCUUCCCGAACCCCCUCAACCCGCGGCGGUGCACAACGCGGUAGAGGAUCUGCGGUGUAUCGGCGCGCUCGCAGCCGCCGAUGAGCAUCUCACCCCGCUGGGCAAGCUGCUCGCGCAGCUGCCAACGGAUGCGAGGUUGGGUAAACUGGUGGUCUACGGUUGCGCGUUGGGACUGGCUGACGAGGCACUCACCCUCGCGUCCCUGCUCGGAUCCAGGUCUCCCUUCUUGAUGCCCGCGGAGGCCAGAGAGACGGCGGAUGAGAGCAAGAAGAGGUUCGGGACCCCGCCCCAAAGCGACGUCCUCGGCGCGCUCGCCGCGUACAACGAGUUUGACGCCACGCCGGGGGAGGCAAGAUUUGCCUUUGCCCGGGAGAGGUUCCUGUCCAUCAAGACCCUGCAGCAGAUCGCAAACAACAAGCGACAACUGCUGGAGAACUUGUCUACCCUCGGCGUGGUACCCAGGGGCUUGCGCGCGAACCACACAGAAUGGGUGGGGCGAAAGAAUGACGGAACGGAUGGGGUGCGGCUUGUCCUGGGUCAGACGCCCACCGCGGUUGCCUUGUCGGCUCAGAUGGAUGAACACACUGGACCAGAGGAGGGCGCGGUCGAAGCGGGCCGUGGUGCGGUACCCACGGGCCUGCUCGCCGCUCUCCUCUGCGCGGGUCUUUACCCUCAGCUCGCUUACCUCUACGCCCCUCCCACGAAGAAGGGUGCCGCGAGUUCAUCCGCCGUGAAGCUCCACGUCAGGCCGGCGGACCGAUCGCUGUCCGAGCCCGAUUCGGCGACUGUCCACCCGAGCUCCGUGAAUUCCCCCUUGGACGGCUCUCAGUGGCGCUCUUGCUACGUCGCGUUCCACGAGCGCGUGAAGACGACGAAGGUUUAUGUGCGAGACUCCACCCCGGUGCCCCCGCUUGCCAUGAUGCUCCUGGCGGGAGGGGAGCUCCAGCGCGAGCACGGCGCCGGUAAGGAUGGGCAGCAGCUCUACGAGACCGGAGGAGACGGGAACGACGAUAUCCUCGCUCUGGAUGACUUCUACCGCCUGCACGUGCCCCGUGGGGCGUGCGAUCUGAUCCUGAAGCUCCGCGAACGCAUCCAGGCUCUGGUCCGUCGAUUGGUGAACAACAGCGGGGAGAUUAAGGGGAAGAAGCAGUGGAACCCUCGAAACAACGAUCCGACCCCAGCGCCACCUUGGACCGGGGAUCUCGAAGGGGAGACCAUCGUUCGCGAUCUUGUCGACACUCUCUCUCACAUUUCGAAGUGGGAGGACGUCAAGGUGGCGCCCGAGCUGAGCGCACAAGAGAAGAAGAAGCUGGAGGCUCGGCGCAGGCACGAGGCCAAACUCGCGGAGCAGCGACGGCUCAAGGCUGCGAGGCAGGCGGCACAUAACAAUAGGGGGGGACGCGGUGGUUCGUCCCGGUCCUACGGCCGCGGCGGCGGCGGCGGUGGAAGGAAUAGAGGCGGUCGCGGCGGCGGUGGUGGCCGGGGUCACAACCGCGGUAACCAAAACUGGAACAGCAUGCAGAAAGGCGGGGGCGCAAAGAGGCCCCAUGGCAGCGGCGGGGCCCGCGGUGGACCCAACAAGAGGCACAAAAAGUUCUAA